AUGGAGGUCCACUGGUUGACGCGGCUGUUUAUAUACUGCGUUAUAGCGACGGUAGUGGGCCCUUUCUAUGACAACUGGACUACUAUGGAGAAGUGGCUCUACCGUGAGGGCGCUUAUGUCGAUCUGUGUACUGAUAUUCCUCAGCCGGCACCAGUGCAGGUCACAUGGCAUUGCGAGGAGCAGCAAGUUUGGGUUAGCAUGUUGCUCCCAAUAUCACGAAUGUCUGAAUGUAUAAUGAGCAUUGGUAUUGGUAUUUUCAUGGACUUCGUUGGCCCUCGUAUCACUACUGUGGUUGGGGUACUGUUGAGAACGAUUGGUUGGAUAUUGAUGUGUUUCGCUGUGCGUGCUCCUGGUGGCUUAGUAACGGCGUUUUUCUUAUUGGGUGUAUCCACCAACUUUGUGAUAUUCCCAUGUCUAACCAUAGGAAUGUACACGAAGAAGUACCGCUACAUCGCAGUGUUGCAUAUUGGUAUGUGCAGUUGUUUCUCUUCUAUGUUGAUAAAGUUAAAAUUGAUUCUGCUUGAGAGUGGUGGUUUAACAGCAUCACAAAUAAACUAUCUUUAUACAUUUUUGUGCAUAGUUCCUACACUUGUCAUGUGUAUAUUAUUCAUGCCGCUCAAGUUAAAAGAGCCUGAGGAAGAUAAAGAGCCCGUUCGUGCUGCCGAGCCGGUUACCUCUAAUGAAGGCGCAAGUGUUGCAGACUAUUCAUAUUCCGAUCGUGUCGGAGCAGGAUUGAGUGAUACUGUUUCUUACGAUGAUAUAAAAGUGUGCAAUGUGGAUGGUAGUGUUGCAGUACCGUCAGAUGAUGACUGCACUUGGACCCUUGGUGGUUUUUUCCGCGUUCUGUCUAGUAAGGAAGUGUUUGUUUGUCUGUUUUACUUUGCUUUUAAUUUCAGCAGCAUAACUUAUGUCCAACAAACAUUUAGUCUAGUACACAGGGAUGAUGCUUCUCUGCUGACGUUGAACGAGUACAUGGUUCCCCUUGCGGUAGUGCCUUGUCUGCUCUUCGCGGUACUAUAUAUGUACUGGGAUCCGAUCUGGAUUUUGAUAUUUAUGAACACUAUGGGUUUGUUAAUGCACCUAUUGGAGAUGACCCACGGCCGUACCGUUGGCGUCCUGCUUUCCAUAGCCUUGGUCAUGGCUUACAGCAUUUUGAAUACUCAAGUGUACAAUUAUCUUGAAAGUCUCUUUCACAAGACAUAUUUGGGUUCUAUCGUGGGUGCACUAAACGGUAUGUGUGGUCUGUGGAUGCUAAUUCAGAUGUUUGUGCUUCAAUAUAGGACUAGCCCGCAGGAGAUCUUGGAAACAAGUGGUAUAAUGGCGGCAUUACGGGCAUGUUUUUUGGCACCGUUCAUCUAUUUCUUUUUCUCAGAGAAGUCUGCGAAAUCGGCUAAGAAUGAAGGGCGCUCAUCCCACCAUUUCACCUAA
This is a messenger RNA of Babesia sp. Xinjiang, 1428 nucleotides long. RefSeq lists its product as uncharacterized. Lineage: Eukaryota; Apicomplexa; Aconoidasida; Piroplasmida; Babesiidae. The transcript has a single exon. The record is from RefSeq and is a predicted model, not a curated record. Bases 1 to 1428 code for a protein of 475 amino acids. Gene Ontology annotation, biological process: transmembrane transport. Gene Ontology annotation, molecular function: transmembrane transporter activity.